UAAAAGUUGCAGGAAACCCUCCAGGCCUGGAGUUGCCCACCCCUGGUCUAGAAGGAAAUCUAGCUGAAAACUGGAGAGUCUGGAUCCAGAGACCUGCACCUUGUCUCCAGCGGAGUUGAGGAAAGUCCGAUGCAGUGAACUCUGCAUGUAUCCGGAGACGAAGCCAUCGAGCUUGACGUCUGACAGGACAGAGGCGGUUCUGACCCAGGAAACGAAACCCACUUUGGACCAAAUGGAACCACAGUUUCUGAAGGCCAUGGAAGAACUGGAGCAACCAGAAACUGUGGAGAUAAAGCUAGAACCAGAACCAGAACCUCUAAAACUGGAGGAGGAACCAGAACCAGAACCUCUGGAAAUUAAACUUGAACUUUGGGAACCUGAGUUCCUGCAGAUUAAGCUAAAACUGGAACCAGAACCUGUGCAGAUUAAAUGUGAAGUGAGGAACCAGAAUCUCUUCAAAUAAAGCCAGAACCAGAACAAGCAAAGCCAGAACCAGAGGAACCAGAACCUGUGAGGGUGAAGGAGGAGUGCGAUGUUGUCUCCAACAGCCAGGAUGAAGAGCAGACUGGUUCCUUCCUGCUGGAUAUUGGUUUUAAACUGGACCAGAUGGAACCAGAACCAACAGGAACCCAGCUCAUCUCUAGGAAUCCUCCAGAACCUGAGAAUGUGGAUCAGUCAGGAAGCGGUGAAGAACACUCUCAAGAAUUGACUCUGAGUGAGGGAAGAGCAGAACCUGGAGAACUGGACCAGAACCCCAAACAGAACCAGCAGAAAGAGGAGAAACUGUCCACCUGCCAGAUCUGUGGGCGUGGCUGCAUCAGUAGCUACCUGAGCAUUCAUCUGCGCCUCCACACCAGAGAGAAGCCCUUCUCCUGCCCCACCUGCGGGAAGCACUUCAGCUUGAAGAGUCAUGUGACCCGCCACCUGAGGACCCACACAGGUGAGAAACCAUUUUCCUGCCAAACCUGCGGGAAAGCCUUCAACCACCAGGGCAAUCAGAAGUACCACCAGAAGACUCACGCCUACAAGCCGUCCUCAUGCCAGUUCAGUGGGAAGAGCUUCAAACCCAAGACCCCCCUGAGUCACCACAUGAGAACCCACAAAGAUGAGAAACCCUUCAGUUGCUCCACCUGUGGGAGGAGCUUUGGCUUCAAGGGUCACCUGACUUGUCACAUGGCGACCACUUGUCUGAGAAAACUUUCAGAUGUUCCUUCUGUGGCAAAGGUUUCAUUGUGGGGAACCACCUGGUGCUCCACAUGAGGACCCACACAGGAGAGCAGGUGUGAACCUCAGCUGUCUCCUACAGGUACCCUGUCAGGUUGACAUGACAACAGUUGGAGACACUCCAGGAGGAGCUCUCCUCCAGAACCUGGCGUACAGUACAGUAGCACGUACAGACAGAUAUUUUAUUCAACUUAGUACAGAAGCUCCGAUAACAAAACUGCUCACAGGACGAGGAAAUUACUGUUACACACCUUCAGCUGUAUAUAUUUAAACCUCUCCCUGAAACUUUUAUUUUGAAGAAAAAUCUAAAUUUGUACAAUGUGCUGUAAAUAUUCACAUUGUCCAGAUGGAUUCCCAAAGUUCACAGACAAAACACAAAUAAAGGGUCUCUCUUCCUAUUGGUGGACACCAGCAGAUCUGGACCGCAGUGAGCGCGUCUGAUCUUUGGGUUAAAGGUUAAACUAGGAUCAUUUUGGAUCAUUUAUUGUUAUUAUUAGUGCUAGCAUCUUCAUGUUAUCAGGUUUCACUUGACUGAAGUCAAUGGAAAUAGACCUUUAGAGUGAUUUUAAUAAUGAAUAUAAUCUUUGGUACAUAAAUAAAUAAUUUAUCAUGACGAUAAAA
Messenger RNA from Poecilia latipinna (sailfin molly), 1845 nucleotides. Its product is annotated as gastrula zinc finger protein XlCGF7.1-like. Gene Ontology annotation, biological process: regulation of transcription by RNA polymerase II; embryo development. Gene Ontology annotation, molecular function: DNA-binding transcription factor activity, RNA polymerase II-specific; RNA polymerase II transcription regulatory region sequence-specific DNA binding. The transcript has 2 exons. Gene Ontology annotation, cellular component: nucleus. The record is from RefSeq and is a predicted model, not a curated record. NCBI's taxonomy places the organism in Eukaryota, Metazoa, Chordata, Actinopteri, Cyprinodontiformes, Poeciliidae. The coding region runs from base 607 to 1260 and encodes 217 amino acids.